This is a messenger RNA of Elgaria multicarinata webbii, 891 nucleotides long. RefSeq names its product SBDS ribosome maturation factor (gene SBDS). Bases 57 to 809 code for a protein of 250 amino acids. Gene Ontology annotation, biological process: ribosome biogenesis; cytosolic ribosome assembly. The transcript has 5 exons. Lineage: Eukaryota; Metazoa; Chordata; Lepidosauria; Squamata; Anguidae. The record is from RefSeq and is a predicted model, not a curated record.
CGCAGUGCGGGGACGACGGGGUUGUUGACGGGGAGGCUGCUUCGGCCGCCGCCAUCAUGUCGAUCUUCACGCCGACGAACCAGAUUCGCCUCACGAACGUGGCCGUGGUGCGGACCAAGCGGGCCGGGAAGCGCUUCGAGAUCGCCUGCUACCGGAACAAGGUCGUGGGCUGGCGGAGCGGCGCAGAAAAGGACCUUGAUGAAGUUCUGCAGACAGCCACCGUCUUUGUGAAUGUGUCCAAAGGCCAAGUGGCAAAGAAGGAAGACCUCGUGAAAGCUUUUGGCACGGAUGACCAGACAGAAAUCUGCAAGAUGAUCCUGGCCAAGGGGGAGCUGCAGGUGUCUGAUAAGGAGCGCCACACACAGCUGGAGCAGAUGUUUCGCGACAUUGCCACCACCGUGGCUGACAAGUGUGUGAACCCAGAAACAAAGAGGCCCUACACCGUCAUCCUUAUCGAGAGAGCCAUGAAGGACAUCCACUACUCGGUCAAACCUGGGAAGAGUACCAAGCAGCAGGCCUUGGAGGUCAUCAAGCAGCUGAAGGAGACCAUGCAGAUUGAGCGGGCGCAAAUGAGACUGCGAUUCGUCCUCCCCCGGAAGGAAGGCAAGAAGCUGAAGGACAAGCUGAAGCCCCUCAUCAAAGCCAUUGAGAGCGAGGAUUUCGACGAACAGCUGGAAAUCGUGUGCCUAGUGGAUCCGGGCUGCUUCCGGGAGAUUGAUGAAUUGAUCCGGUGCGAAACCAAAGGCAAAGGGACCCUGGAAGUGCUCAGCCUGAAGGACGUGGAAGAGGGGGACGAGCGCCUGGAAUAGCCGCCCGCCGCCAUCACCCCAGCCAGGACUGUAUUAAAGGCGUCCUCGAGUCGCCUCGCUGCGGCUUUGACCUUUGCUCUUU